Molecule: messenger RNA, 1905 nt
Organism: Gavia stellata (red-throated loon)
Lineage: Eukaryota; Metazoa; Chordata; Aves; Gaviiformes; Gaviidae
Gene: HNF1A
Product: HNF1 homeobox A
Exons: 10
Coding region: 1-1905 (634 amino acids)
Biological process (GO): pancreas development; liver development; regulation of transcription by RNA polymerase II
Cellular component (GO): nucleus
Molecular function (GO): DNA-binding transcription factor activity, RNA polymerase II-specific; RNA polymerase II cis-regulatory region sequence-specific DNA binding
Source: RefSeq, a predicted model, not a curated record
AUGGUCUCGAAGCUGAGUCAUCUUCAAGUGGAGCUGCUGGGAGCGCUGCUGGAGUCGGGGCUAACCAAGGAGACCCUGAUCAAGGCGCUGAGCGAAGUGGAACCCUACGUGCUCCAGAGUGAAAGUCAGCGUGCGAUCAAUGCCCUCCAGACAGAGAAAGGGGAACCCUGUCCCGACAUCCCCAACCUCCCCAAUGGAAUGGGGGAGUCCAGGUUAUCGGAAGAUGAAACCUCUGAUGACGGGGAGGAAUUUACCCCUCCAAUAAUGAAGGAGCUGGAAAACUUGAGCCCUGAGGAGGCUGCUCACCAGAAGGCUGUGGUGGAAAGACUAUUACAAGAGGAUCCCUGGCGAGUAGCAAAGAUGGUGAAGUCCUACCUCCAGCAGCACAACAUCCCUCAGCGUGAGGUGGUGGACACUACUGGUCUGAACCAAUCUCACCUCUCACAACACCUCAACAAGGGCACUCCCAUGAAGACUCAAAAGAGGGAAGCCCUCUACAGUUGGUAUGUCCGCAAGCAGCGAGAGGUGGCCCAGCAAUUCACGCACGCUGGCCAGGGUAUCCUGACAGAGGAGCCCAUGGGAGAUGACUUGCCCACCAAGAAGGGAAGAAGAAACCGCUUUAAGUGGGGCCCUGCCUCACAACAGAUCCUGUUCCAAGCCUAUGAGAGACAGAAAAACCCCAGCAAAGAAGAGAGAGAGGCGCUGGUGGAAGAGUGCAACAGAGCAGAGUGCAUUCAGAGAGGUGUUUCCCCAUCUCAGGCCCAGGGACUGGGCUCGAACCUGGUGACAGAGGUCAGAGUUUACAACUGGUUUGCCAAUCGCAGGAAGGAGGAGGCUUUCCGGCACAAGCUGGCCAUGGACACCUUCAGCGGACCACAGCCCACCUCUGCUCCUCCUCUAACUCCUCACAACUCUUCCUCCCUCCAGCCACCAUCUGCUCUCUCACCCAGCAAAGUUCACGGAGUGAGGUACAACCAGCAGCCAGCCAGUGAGGCAGAGUCCUCCAGCAGCAACCACCACGGGAACAGCUCCAUGGUGACCACCCAAACCAUCCUGCAUCAGGUUUCUCCCCCUGGACUAGAGCCCAGCCAGAACCUACUAAGCACAGACACUAAGCUGGUCUCAGCUCCUGGAGGAACUCUCCCUCCUGUCAGCACCCUGACUGCCUUGCACAGCCUAGAGCAAAAUCCACAUGCACUGAGCCAGCAAACUCAGAACCUUAUCAUGGCAUCACUGCCAGGUGUAAUGGCAAUUGGAGCUGGCGAGACCUCAUCCCUCACACCAGCAUUCACCAACACAGGUGCCUCCACCCUGGUGAUAGGCCUGGCCUCAACCCAGCCCCAAAGCGUACCUGUAAUAAACAGCAUGGGGAGCAGCCUCACCACCCUGCAGCCUGUCCAGUUCUCCCAGCAACUGCACCCAUCCUACCAGCAGCCCCUCAUGCAGCAGGUCCAGAGCCACAUCAACCAGAGCCCCUUCAUGGCUACCAUGGCCCAGAUACAGAACCCUCAUGCUCUCUACGGCCCCAAGUCUGAAGUGGCCCAAUACACACAUACAGGCCUCUUACCACAAACCAUGGUGAUAACAGAUACAGCCAAUCUCAGCGCCCUGACUAACCUGACACCAACUAAACAGGCAUUCACAUCUGACUCAGAGACUCACACAGAGUCUGGGAUGCAUACACCAGUGUCACAGGCGCCAACGAUACAUUUACAGAACCAAGACACAACCAUCCAGCACCUUCAGCCAGGCCCUCGCCUCACCUCGAGCCCUGCUGUAUCCUCCAGCAGCCUGGUGCUGUACCAAAGCUCUGACUCCGCCAAUAGCCACAGUCAGCUGCUGCCAUCCACUCACAAUGUCAUCGAGACCUUCAUCUCCACACAGAUGGCAUCCUCCACUCAGUAA